This is a messenger RNA of Capsella rubella, 899 nucleotides long. RefSeq lists its product as uncharacterized. Lineage: Eukaryota; Viridiplantae; Streptophyta; Magnoliopsida; Brassicales; Brassicaceae. The coding region runs from base 176 to 724 and encodes 182 amino acids. The transcript has 3 exons. The record is from RefSeq and is a predicted model, not a curated record.
CACCUAAAAUAUAGAAACCUGUUUGUUCAGUUGGUUUAACACCACCGACACCAUAAUUUGAGUGCAAGAGUCCAUAAGAGUCUUCAAAUCCAAAUCUCCUUACUGCAACAGCUAAAUCCCAGCUCAAAUUUGGAACCUUUUGUAAAAUACCCAGAUAGAUCUUGAGAUCUCUUCUAUGGCGAAGCACACGGCGGCGUUGAAAUUGGGACUGGCUUUACUGGCGCUGAGCAUGAUUGGUUACAUACUUGGUCCGCCGCUCUACUGGCACCUCACGGAGGCUUUGGCUGUUUCAACCACUUCAUGCUCUGCUUGCGUCUGUGAUUGCUCUUCUCUGCCUCUUCUCACCAUCCCCACAGGACUCAGCAAUGGUUCAUUCGCUGAUUGUGCAAAGCGUGACCCAGAGGUGAACGAAGACACAGAGAAGAACUAUGCCGAACUCUUAACAGAGGAACUGAAGCAACGUGAAGCAGCAUCAAUGGAGAAACACAAACGAGUGGACACAGGUCUGCUAGAGGCCAAGAAGAUAACAUCAUCUUACCAAAAGGAGGCAGAUAAGUGCAACUCAGGUAUGGAGACUUGUGAAGAAGCAAGAGAGAAGGCUGAAAAAGCACUUGUGGAGCAGAAGAAGCUGACUUCAAUGUGGGAACUUAGAGCUCGUCAGAAAGGUUACAGAGAUGGAGCCAAGUCGACUGUUAAAUCCAAAAGCAGCGUUCAGGUUUCUUAAGGACACACCUAAGCUUUUGUAUUCUUAUCACACAAAAGAGAGCUCGAGGUUCAGUGUAACUGUGAAUUUGAUUUAUAAUAUUGUAUUUUAGUCCUCUGAUGGAGAUAAAUCAUUCAGAUGGAAUGGAAACAUUGUACCAAAACAACAAAGGAUUAAUGGAUUUUGAACAAACUUA